GAGGUGCACUCACUGCCAAGGUCCAACCGAGCCAGAAGGAACUGCGAACGACGUUUCGUCAACGUGGCCGUCAGUCCAAUUAAUGGAAAGGUUCACGCCGGUUCCCUCUAGCACGAGGUUGGAAACGCGAGAACACGAUAUCGAAACGCGAGGGCAUUUAACAGGCCUAAACCAUCCACGUCCGCAACGCUGUAAAACACACGGAAAUCACGUCUCAGUUCACAAGCAAUGCGACGAUGCAAUCAGCAAGAAGAAGAUUCCAGCCACUGAUGAAAGACGAGUCCAUAAACCGUUGCCGUUUUCACGAAACUCGAGUACUCGGAAUGGCACUGAGCUUGCACCAGCCUUUGACCAGUCGAUGACUUUUUCACAGCCGGGAGUUCUCUCCUGCUGCGUGUGGCGAAAUCGUCUUCCGGGCCGUGAGACAGAAGAAUGGACUAGAAGAAGCUGCUGCAGCGGCACGCUGCACACCCAGGACGCACCACGCAAGUUCCAGCUGACGUCCUGGCGGCGAAUCGAAGAAGAGGGGAGGAAUACGAGGCAGCCGAGCGUGGAUUUAGAUCGGCCCUCGUCGCCUCCGAGGCUCGUCACAAGGCACAGACGCCGAACGAGGCGGGCUUAAGUGUCUGGAGCUGUGUCGUGCAAUUGUUAAGUAACAGUUUAAAUCGUGUAUGGGCUGAUGAGCACAACGACUUGGUGCACGUUGCAACGCAU
Messenger RNA from Heterotrigona itama, 714 nucleotides. Lineage: Eukaryota; Metazoa; Arthropoda; Insecta; Hymenoptera; Apidae. The record is from the annotation of a GenBank genome assembly.